Pieris napi is the source of this 1236-nucleotide messenger RNA. RefSeq names its product histidine-rich glycoprotein-like. Lineage: Eukaryota; Metazoa; Arthropoda; Insecta; Lepidoptera; Pieridae. The record is from RefSeq and is a predicted model, not a curated record. The transcript has a single exon. Bases 356 to 1084 code for a protein of 242 amino acids.
UUAUUGCAGUAGUCGUAGUAUGCUUACAGUUUUUAAAUAAAAGUACAAAAAGUGCGUCUAUUUAAUUUCACUUUCAAAUCAGUGUGCAUCGUUAGAACCAUAUUAAUUAACCAAUCGAACCUAUUGCAAACAUAACUUUACAAACACAACAAAUAAUAUCUCCUACUAGUGAGUUAAUAAACAUUUUAGUGAAAUUAAUGUAGAAUAUGAAAUUGAAAAGCAUUGCAGUGCCAUGGUUCAACGGGCACUUGAUUUGUCCCUGAAUGUUGCACGAAAAUUACCAAACGCUUUCUUCAUCUACAACUGAUUGAACUAUAAAUAUCUCGGUAAACAACGAACACCACAAGCAGUCAACAUGAAGUUGAUUGUAGCAAUUGGUUUGCUCUGUCUUGUGGCGGUGUACGCCAGGGAACUAGAUGAUGACCAAAAAGACUUGGUAACAGCCGCCAGCGGAAAAUCCCAUAAGCAUGAAGAAGGAGGUGGCAAGGAGCAUCACUCUCAUCACCAUCAUGAACACGGAGAAAAGGGACACAAGGGCCACAAAGGACACCAUCACCACCAUAAAGGAGAACAUGGCGAUCACGGAAAACACCACCACGCUGGGCAUCAUCAUGAGCAUGGCGGUGGUCACAAAAAACACUGGGAUGAACACGACCAUCACGGUCAUCAUCACGAACAUGGACAUCAUCAUAAAGGCGAAAAACACGGUCAUAAAAAACAUCACGACAAGGGAGAGAAAACCGAUGGUUACCACAAAAAAUACCAUAAGGACAGCUACCAUAAGGAUCAUCACUUCUACGAUGACCACCAUCAUGAAGGCAAGCACCACAAGCAUGGUAAACACCACGGCCAUCACGAAAAACAUGGAGGAGACCACAAAAAGGGAGGUCAUCAUGAAAGUGGACAUCAUGAACACCAUCAUGGCAAGCAUGGUCAUCAUGACAAGCAUCAUUACGAUGAAGAUCACCACGGUCACAAGGGACACCAUGGACACGAAGAGCAUCAUCACCAUCAUCAUGACCACGGCAAGAAAGGUGGUCACGAGGACCAUAAGAAAUGGGGCUUCCAUCAUGGCAAACAUUAAACGCUUCUGUGAUAUUAAUGAUAAGAAAUGUUGUUAAACGCAAUAUGACAAAAUAUGUUCAAACAAGAUAAUCAUAAUCAAUAUUCAUUGAUUAUGAAAUAUUUUUCAAAAAUACCUGAAGAUGUUUUGUCUCUUUGUGGCGUUCUAGUUGA